Apaloderma vittatum (bar-tailed trogon) is the source of this 1563-nucleotide messenger RNA. RefSeq names its product serpin peptidase inhibitor, clade F (alpha-2 antiplasmin, pigment epithelium derived factor), member 2 (gene SERPINF2). The record is from RefSeq and is a predicted model, not a curated record. Gene Ontology annotation, molecular function: serine-type endopeptidase inhibitor activity. The coding region runs from base 1 to 1563 and encodes 520 amino acids. Lineage: Eukaryota; Metazoa; Chordata; Aves; Trogoniformes; Trogonidae. The transcript is spliced from 8 exons. Gene Ontology annotation, biological process: negative regulation of fibrinolysis; negative regulation of endopeptidase activity.
AUGGUGUUCCUCUGGGCUCUGUGGCUGCUCUGCCUGGCUGCUCUGCACAGUCACCUGAGGUUUUCUUCAGCACAUGCCAUUGAGCAAAAGCAUCUCUUCUUAGACAAAGACGGCAAGCUGAAGGACCUGAAAAGUGUUGGAGUUGCAGAGUCUGCUCUGCCGGGAACCAACGGGCCUGUGCCAAAUGCAGAGCUGGCAGAGGGUACCUCUGACAACUUCCAGCAUAUUGAUGGACCCGCGUUACCUUUCACCGUCACCCCGCCAGGCACGAGGAAUGACUGGAACACAGAAGAUGAAGUCAGAGCUGGGGCUGUGAGCUGUCACGAACAGCAACCAUCUAGGGAAAUUGCCUCUUCUGAAGAGAAAGAAGAGGCUGAAGAUGAAAACUGUGAGAUGACUUGGAAGAAAAGCCGGAGGCUAGCAGAUGGCUUGAUGAGAUUCAGCAUCGAUCUCCUGAGAGAGGUCCAGCUGGAGUCCAACAGAACCAAUGUGAUCCUGUCACCCCUCAGCAUCGCCCUCGCCCUGUCUCACCUGGCACUGGGAGCAGCAAAUCAGACAGAGAAGCAUUUGCUGGAGGCAAUGCAUCUGGAGUCGGUGCCCUGUCUCCACCACCUGUUGGGUUCCCUUCGCAAAAAGCUCAGAGAAUCCACCCUCAGCCUUGCAUCCCGUCUGUACCUGCAGAAAGGAUUUGAGGUGAAAGAGAAGUUCCUAGAGGACUCAGGGAAAUUCUAUGGAGCAAAGCCCGUGACCCUUUCUGGGAGCAGUGAGGAUGACCUCAAAGCCAUAAACAAGUGGGUAAAGGAAGCAACUAAUGGGCAAAUACCCACCUUCCUACAGCAGCUCCCUGAAAACACAGUGAUGCUCUUGCUCAAUGCAAUCCAUCUCCACGCGAUUUGGAGGAAUAAGUUUAAUGCUAGCUUCACUGGGCCAGAUGUGUUCCACCUUGGCAACGGGUUUGUGGUGCCAGUUGAGAUGAUGAAAGCCCAGGAGUACUCCCUGAGCUGGUUUACACUGGAGUCCCAGGAUGUUCAGGUGGCCAAGUUUCCCUUUAAGAGUAACAUGAGUUUUGUGGCCGUCGUACCAAACCAGUAUCCUUGGAAUACUGCUCAUGUGUUGGAGGACUUCCCUUAUGAACAACUAUGCAGGCUUUUCCCCAGAGAGAUACCCACUGCAGUGAAGAUCCCCAGACUAAAACUGGACUACCAGCUGGAACUCAACAAGGUUCUCAGUCAAAUGGGCCUCCAGGAGCUGUUCACGAGACCAAAUCUCCAGAAGAUCACAGAUGAGCUUCUCUUCGUGUCCAGUAUACAGCAUCAGUCUACCCUGGAACUUAAAGAAGAUGGAGUGGAAGCAUCUGCUGCUACCAGCGUUGUGACUUCACGCUCGGUCUCUGUCUUCAGCCUUGACCGGCCCUUUGUCUUCCUUAUCUUUGAAGAUGAAACAGGCAUCCCACUUUUUAUAGGCAGUGUCCAGAACCCUAACCCCAACGCUGCUCCUCAGCUAGAACAACCAUGGGACUCACGUAAAGCAACAGACGUCAAUGAGGACCCCGUGCCCAAAUAA